This is a messenger RNA of Pisolithus orientalis, 1110 nucleotides long. RefSeq lists its product as uncharacterized. Gene Ontology annotation, cellular component: cytoplasm; ubiquitin ligase complex. Gene Ontology annotation, molecular function: zinc ion binding; ubiquitin conjugating enzyme binding; ubiquitin protein ligase activity. The transcript has 2 exons. Bases 1 to 1110 code for a protein of 369 amino acids. The record is from RefSeq and is a predicted model, not a curated record. Gene Ontology annotation, biological process: ubiquitin-dependent protein catabolic process; protein polyubiquitination; positive regulation of proteasomal ubiquitin-dependent protein catabolic process. Lineage: Eukaryota; Fungi; Basidiomycota; Agaricomycetes; Boletales; Pisolithaceae.
AUGGCCUCAGCUCUUCUACGAAAACGACCUGCACCUGCUGACGACGGCGAGUGGGACGUCGACACACAAGUCCUCAUAACAGAACUACUUCUUCAAGAUAUAGACACCUUCAACCGUGCUCGAGUCCGUGGGCAAGCCAAUUCGAGCGACGCUGGUUCUCCUAUGGGUAAUCUAUCCGCUCUCGCUGGCCGUGUGAAAGACGCGUUGCAGAGAACGGGGACUCUGCGUUUGACAGCUAGGUCGAGCUCCAAGCGUAGCCGUGGGGAACAAAGUGCAAUCAUUCCCGACACACAGGAGUUGCUUGGGCAAUUUGCAUUACUGGCAGAGGCAGAGUUUGAUGACCGUAGAGCCGCAGAAGCCGUUGCGCGAGGAGAGGAUCUUCCCGAACCUACGGAAGCCCAGAAAGCCAUGCAAAGGCUAGGGCCCCUCUCGUUGUAUGUUCCUUCAUGCCUAAUGAGCACAAAACUGAAUGGGUCACAGGGAGAGAGAGAUGUAAGUCAUGAAUUGCAUUCGACUAGAUAUCACAGCCAACCAACACCCUAUCGUGGCAGAUGCGUCGUCUGCGGAGAAAUAUGCGACGUAUAUACUUCGUUGAGCGCACCAUGCUCACAUCGCUUCUGUCGUCAGUGCGUAGCAGAUAUGGUGGAAGCUGCGUGCCGCGAUGAACAACUCUUUCCAUUGCAAUGUUGUCUUCAACUACUCCCGGUAGAUCCUCUGCUCAAAAGCUUGCCCAAAGAACGGCGCAAAGCGAUCCAGGAGAAAAUUAUAGAAGCAUCGAUUCCAACCUCUCAGCGGGUAUAUUGUCCUAAGGCGACAUGUUCCGCAUUCAUGGGCGAAGUGAAGACAAAUACAAGGCAGCUUGAGCGUACGUGCGCCAAGUGCAAUACACUGGUCUGCUUGAAAUGCACGGAGCAAGCUCACCCAGGUGACGACUGCAAGCAGAACUCGCUCGCGCGUGAGGUGAAGGCGCUUGCAGCCAGGGAGAGGUGGCAGACUUGCCCCGGCUGCAAGAUGAUAGUGGAACGUGUUUCAGGAUGUUCUCACAUGCUAUGUCGAUGUGGGACAGCAUUUUGUUAUAGCUGUGGCACGAAAGGAUGUUCUAAACACUGA